Molecule: messenger RNA, 751 nt
Organism: Olea europaea var. sylvestris
Lineage: Eukaryota; Viridiplantae; Streptophyta; Magnoliopsida; Lamiales; Oleaceae
Product: auxin-responsive protein SAUR50-like
Exons: 1
Coding region: 155-517 (120 amino acids)
Biological process (GO): response to auxin
Source: RefSeq, a predicted model, not a curated record
GCAUUUAUGAUUUAUGUCACAAAGGUCCCAUGUUUGCCUUUUAUCUUAGAAACUUCAUCAUACAUACACCUAUCAUUCAUUUCACAAUCCAGUUAUAAAUUCCUUCCAGAAAUCUUCAAAUUGUACUCAUCUUACAUAUUUCUACUUCAAGAAAAUGAUAAUGUCAGAAAGAAGAAGAGGUUUGAUAAUGUUUAAGCAUUUAAUCAAAAGACUGCAGAAUCUACUUCAAAUCUUGCACACCAGAUUGCCAGAUCUCAAUGCUGGUGAGUUUGAAGAAGUGGAAGAGAACGGGAUGGUACCGGACGAUGUAAAGGAAGGGCAUUUCGCCAUUCUUGCCGGGAAGAACGAGGAACGAGGAGCACAGAGGUUUGUUGUGGAAUUAUGUCUUCUUAAGCAUCCUGCAUUCUUGAAACUGAUGGAGUUGGCUGAAGAGGAGUAUGGAUUUGAACAUAAGGGUGCUCUUGUACUUCCCUGUAGAGCGGAUGAAUUGCAAAAGAUUUUGCAGCAGAUAAUGUAAAAGAAUGAAAAUCUUGGGACAUCGCAAUAUGCUAGUUUAUGUCAGCUCGGUGGUUGAUUUAUUCCACAGAAUUAGAGCAAAAUGAUAGUCAGUAAAAAUGACAUUUUUACAAAUAAAAUGCAGUCAACACAUUGAUGUGUUAUGUAAAACUGUAAGAAAUGUUUGAUAUUAACAAAAUUUGGUCACAUGUACUGUAUUUUAACUGCACUAUAUUUCAAGGAACAUUUAUGCUGG